This is a messenger RNA of Rubroshorea leprosula, 2021 nucleotides long. Lineage: Eukaryota; Viridiplantae; Streptophyta; Magnoliopsida; Malvales; Dipterocarpaceae. The record is from the annotation of a GenBank genome assembly.
GGGUACCAUAUAAGGCCAAUUUCAUCUGAGAUUCUCGGCAAACUGGGUCCUAUAUAUGGAAUCAAAUCUCUUUUAUCUAUGAUUUCAAUUUCGGUAUUGCAAAUCCUAAUUUUGGCACAAUUGGUUGGCAAUUAGCGACAAAAAUCGCAGGCUCGGGUCGCCGUCCAACUACUCGUAGGUAUUAUUUCUGAUUUUGUUGCAAUGGGUCUGCAAGUGACAGGAAGAGAUUCAGGCUCUAAUCUUAUAUACUCCAAGUAAGCUUAACAGAAAUUUGAUGGCAAUUGUUUGGUUCAGGUGUACAGUGUUCAAGCUUGCAUCUCGAAGACUCCAACAUUACUUUGAAAUACUGAAUUUGUUCAGAUUGUAGCUUUUCAAGCUGCUUUCGCAUAUUGAUAAUUGCAUAACAGAUAAUAGGUUCUGUGGGGUUUCAAACUCAUUUGUCAAUCAGAGUUGAUGGAACUCCUGUACACAUUCCGGCUGCUCAACCAAAAACUGUAGGAAUCUCAGGACCUUCCAAGAAUAAUUCUGCUGAAAAAUGUGGUUCCACCAUUUCAACUAAAUUAAGUCGAGUAAUCAAGCUCAAAGGUUGCUUUGUACUGCCUACUACUGUAAAAGAUGUGAGAAGUGAUGAUGCGUGUAGAGGUCUACAUGAUCUGUCUACCUAGUAUUCUGCUGACAAAGUAAAAAUAUUCCACACUUGCCUUCUGAUAAAAAGAAAGGCCAGAGUGACAAAAGCUUUUCUUGAGAUGGACCUAUAUGUGAUGAUCUGGUGAAGCAGUUGAAGAAGGGUGCACUGAUGAUGAUGCUAAUGGUGUUAAUUUUAAGAUAGUUUCUGAUGGUGAAAGGCAACGGGAAAAGGAGUGUGGAGGGAAGGCUGCCUGCAACUAAGAAGUCUCACUGCUCCUAAUAAUCUGGGAAGCAAAGAAGGAAACAAGACAAAGAGGGGAAGCACCCUCAAAGUGAAAGUAUGCAGUAUACUUUCCUUGGCUUGCUAGCACUCUACAAGUGGCAGAAUCAGGGCACACUCUCAAGUGAAGCAUCUCACUCAGGGCACCUCUGAACACUGAACAAUCAAAAAGACAAGCAGGUAAAGCAACAAGGCAAUAUCUUAUCAUUCUUGGAAACAGUUAACUUGGGCAGAAUGAAGUUUCUGCUUCUUUCUAGCCAUCAUUCUUCACUGGAUUUCGUUCUUUCUUUUGGUUGGACAAUAUUAAUUCAUAUUCAUCUAAACAAUCUCUAUGUUUUAAUGGGAAGUCUAGACUCCAAAGCUGAUGUUGAACGGUGACGGUUUUAUGUCCGUUUCAGUCAAAAUGGUGCAGUUUUGGCAAUAAGUAUUAGUGUAUUACUGUCACUUUUCUGACGUCGACACGGAGACUGACAAUUCCUAUGCCUUUAUAUUUAACUAUCUUUUUUCUUCCGGAUUCACCCUUUGAGCUUUGGAUCCGCCAAGAUCAAUCGAUCCGUCAUGCUAUCCUUACAUCAGUUUCAGAACCAAUUGCUCCCUACAUAUCUGCUGCUAAAACUUCACAACAAGCUUGGAAAACUCUAGCCAAUGUCUAUGCCAAUCACUCAAGAUCCAGAGUCUUUACACUCAAGGAGGGGCUUCAAAACACUUGCUAUGAAAACUGCACUGUCUCUGAAUUGCUUCAUCAACUCAAGGUGCUUGCCAACGAACUUGCUGUAAUUGACAAACCUCUUCCCAAUGAUGACCUGACGGUGUAUGCACUCAAUGGGAUAGGCCUUGAAUUUCGUGAGAUCUCUGCUUCAAUACGUGCUCGAGAUGAGCCACUUUCCUUUGAAGAACUUCAUGACAGACUAGUUGCCCAUGAAGAAAGCAUGCACAAGGAAGAAACUUGAAUUGAAUAUACACCAGUGACUGCCCAUCCUACUGCUAUGCCCCCAAGGAGACUUGCUGAUAAUAAUCCUACUUUUUCUACAAAUUCUGGUCUUUCAAAUGCUUCAUUUCAGUCCAAUGGUGCAGGAAUUCUACCAUUGCCACAAAAUAUACAACCUUUUGGAUC